AUGAGGAUUGAUUGGCUGCGCGAGGUCCCGUUCGACCCUAGUGUUAAGGCGCAGCUCCCCUCCGAAUAUGGACCAAUGAGUGCAGCGUGUGUGCAGCCGCAGCAGCAGCGGCGGCCGCGGCAGCAGCAGCAGCGGCAGCAGCAGCCUCUUGGAGCCAGGAGGAGCACAGCAAACCCGUUACCAAUGGAACCUGUAAUGGGGAUGAAGCUGUGUAUAAAAGUCGAAGUUUUAAUCGCAUCGAGUCCGCGAUACGGUGGUCUGUCCGCGGCGAGGAGCGCGUCGCGCUGCUUGCCCUUUCUUAAUGAAGGAGUUCUAAACUACUAUACAGUUCGUCGACAAGUGACACAUUUGGUUAAGGGUAUAGCAGCCGGCGCUUUCGGGCGGCACACACGUUCCGUUAGCUUCUCUAUUUUAAAAACUACUUGCCCAGCUAUAUCCGGGAAGGGACGAACAUCGACUCGUCAACACCACACGGCACACCACCGCCAGUUGCCACUUUUCGAUGCAGUCGACCUGCGUGCGGGUGGCAUCGCUGGCGUAACGGGCGUGCCGCGGCGUGGUCGAUGCAAGUGGUUCAACGUCGCUAAAGGAUGGGGCUUCAUCACCCCUGAUGAUGGAGGCCAGGACGUUUUUGUUCACCAGAGUGUGAUUCAAAUGACGGGCUUCAGAUCGUUGGGUGAUGAAGAGGUGGUUGAAUUCGAGUGCAAGGAGUCUGACAAGGGUUUGGAAGCGACGCGAGUUUGUGGCCCAUCCUCGGUCGACUGUCAGGGCUCUCACAGACGUCCGCUGAGUAAGAAGCGGUUUAGGAAGAUACGCUGUUACAACUGUGGCGAGUUUGCAAACCACAUAGCUGCUAAGUGCAGUAUGGGGCCACAACCAAAGAGAUGCCACAAUUGCAAGAGCGAAGACCACCUCAUUGCUGACUGUCCUAUAAAGGUCGACAAGAAAAAGGACGACUCACAAUCGAAGAACUCAGGCAGUUCCCAGGGGAGUCUGCAAGAGAGCCCGCAGCCGUAA
Messenger RNA from Danaus chrysippus (African queen), 1017 nucleotides. Lineage: Eukaryota; Metazoa; Arthropoda; Insecta; Lepidoptera; Nymphalidae. The record is from the annotation of a GenBank genome assembly.